GAAUCUAAAAUUAAUUAUACUGAGUAAAAGAUGACAGACCAUAAAAAGAAUAUGCUGUAUGAUUUUAUAUAUAGAUAUACUCUGAAAAUGCAAACUAAUCUAUAGUGACAGAAACUAAACCAUUGAUUGCCUGGAGGUGAGACAGGAUAGGAGUGGGGGAUUACAAAGGAGCACCUCCCACCACCACCAACAUCUUUUACAGACCCAAAGGAAGUUGAAAAAGUUGCUUGUUUCCCAUCAGGGCAACAUCUGUAAUGGUCCCUUCAGAUGUGACCAAGCUAGAUAAUGAAAAAGAAGCACAUCUCAGAGAAGAAAGGUAGCAGCUAUGGCAAAAACUGGACUGAGAACUUACUUCCAGGAGAAAGUACCAUAGUCCAAGCAAGGAAUGUUUCCCACCUUCAGGGUAGACUUAUGGGAUUUCAGAGUUGUGAUGGAAUCCACUGGUGCCAGUCAGAUGGCUUCUAGUGCACCUCCCAGUGAUAGGACUAUACUUCCUACACCUGACUACUCUCAUACUUGGCCAUUGGACUUGUUCUUGCCAUUGAAAUGGGAGAGAAGUGAUAGACAACAAUUCUAAGCAGAAGCUUUAAAUAUCCUAUGUUUUGGCAAUUUUUCUCUUCUGUCUGCCACAAAAACAGCAUUCCCACGAAAGAGUUGCAACCUGGGAUACAUCCUGGAAUGAAACAUGUGGUGUAGAGCAGCAAGUGACACAUAAUAUGCACAAAAAAAAUAAACUUUGGUAUUGUAAAGCACUGAGAUUGCAGAUCUAAAUUUGAGAUGUAAAAAUAAAAUAGAACAGUCAGAGGAGAGUUGGGUACAUAAGUCAGAUAAUCAGAGAACAGAUCUGAACUAGAGAUAAAAUUUGGGAGUUGUCAGCAGCUAGAUUGCAUUAGAGGAACAUGAGUUUGCAAAGGAGACAAGAUCAGUCAGAUAUUUGGAAGAAAGCCACAAGUAAAUGUUUUAAUGUAAUCCCAUGUCUGCUGUCCUCAUUCUUUAUUCCUUUUGCUUCACUUCCUUUUCUCCAGCCUAGAGACUGCUCUGCACGCAUGAGAACCUGAGAUAACCACCAGCCUGCAUUUUGUGACUCUCAGCAAACUAGGAAUAGAAGGAAACUUCCUCAAACUGAUAAAGAACAUCUGCAGAAACCUACAGAGAACCUGUUGUGCCCUUACUUCUCUUUAUAAUUUUAUCAAGGAAUUGAUGCUGAUUUCACAUCAGAAAAGCAUCGAGCAGCUGCAGGAAACCCUUAGACAGAAGCUGAUGAAUGAUGAUAACUGGAAGGAGAAGAUUGAAGCUGAACUGGCCAAGGAAAGAGCUCGACAUUUAAUUGAAUCUGAGGAGCAAGCUCUUCUCUUUAAGAAAGAAGCAAAACUGGAACUUGAUAUUGAAAAAGAAAAGCAUGAAGAAAUAAUCCAAAAGUAUAAGAAAGAACAAGAGGAACUACAAAUGAAGAUAUCUGAAUUAAUCACAGGCGCUACAAGAGAUCUAAGGCUGGAAGUGACCACUCUUGAAGAAAAACUCCAUGAAUCCCAUAUUCGAUACACUGAAGAAUCUGAGUCAAAGGAAAAAGAGAUAGAAAACCUUAAAAAUUUGGUUGCAGAAUUUGAAUCUCGCUUGAAGAAGGAAAUUGACAGUAAUGAUUCCGUUUCAGAAGACUUGAGGAAGGAAAUGAAACAGAAGUCAGAGGAACUGGAAAGAGUAAUGCUGGCACAGACGCAACUGAUACAGCAAUUUAACCAGUCCCAGGAAGAGAACACUAUUCUUCAGGAAACGGUGCGUAGAGAGUGUGAAGAACGCUUUGAGCUGACAGAGGCUUUGAGUCAAGCCAGGGAACAGCUCCUGGAGCUCAGGAAGCUCAGUGGAAGUUUACCACUGUCACCAUGUUCCCUCGGCAAGGGCAGCCUAACCUCCCCUGCUACACCAGUCAGUAAUCAUGGAGAGAGAAGUCUCACAAGACUGAACUCCGAAAAAGGGAUCAGAAUCCCCGGCCUGCAUGGAGUGUCGAAACCCACCACUGCCCCAACCUCAGAUAAGCCCAAGAGGGUCAGCAGCUCAGGUUUGCCGGUUCUCCCCCAGCCACGUCCUCCCAGGGGUGGACCAUCUUCAGCAAAUGAGACCAGGCAGAGACUAGCUGCCCUUCUUCAGAGGAAGCUAAGUCAGCAGUGAUUGUCCACAGUCAGGAGUGUGCUCUUUCACAGAGUGCCAGAAACUCACUGUAGCUGAGGAUGACAGGAUCAAAUUAUUUUCAUAGGUCAAAAAUGCUUGUCUGUAGAUAUACUCUUAAGAAAUGUAACAAGCUAGAAAGUUGUGAACCCACAAUUGUAAUGUAAUUAAGUUGUUGGUAUUUCAGAGGGUCAAUUUCUAUAUUUAUGUAUUGUAUAUGUUCAGACGUGUGCUAUGAAUAUGCCCUUUUAGAGAUCACCGGUAAAAUUUUUCACCCAUAGCAUCUUUUCUAUUUUUUUUUUUUUUUUGGACCAUUACAAAGCAGAUAUAUUUCCACAAAGAAUAGAUUGCAUUGGU
Messenger RNA from Microcebus murinus (gray mouse lemur), 2520 nucleotides. Lineage: Eukaryota; Metazoa; Chordata; Mammalia; Primates; Cheirogaleidae. The record is from RefSeq and is a predicted model, not a curated record.